Lytechinus pictus (painted urchin) is the source of this 4731-nucleotide messenger RNA. RefSeq names its product heparan sulfate glucosamine 3-O-sulfotransferase 1-like. The record is from RefSeq and is a predicted model, not a curated record. Gene Ontology annotation, molecular function: sulfotransferase activity. Lineage: Eukaryota; Metazoa; Echinodermata; Echinoidea; Temnopleuroida; Toxopneustidae. The transcript has a single exon. The coding region runs from base 1609 to 2832 and encodes 407 amino acids.
UUAUUUUUACCAGAUGAUCUUUCAAUUAUAUUGUGCAAUACAGAUGUGAAGUGUGUAUAGCCAGUGAAUUUUAUAGAUAUAACAAUAGAUCAGAAGUUUUCAUUGGAAAAGCACAUUGAUAGUCUGUGCAAUAAUCUUCAAAAAAAAAAGAUAGGAAUUAUGUAUAGUUUAAGAUCAUUUCCCGAGGAGAUUUUGAAAAUGAUGUAUUAUGCCAUUGUAUAUCCAUACCUCAAUUAUGGUAUUCUUGCCUGGGGAAGUGCAAAUAGCAUUCACAUCAGUAGUUUAUAUAUUUUACAAAACUGCGUGCAAUAAGAAUUGUGUCUCAUUCGUCUAACCUUGCCUAUACGAAUCUAACCCUAACUCUGUUUGUUGAAUUAAAUGUAUAAAAUUUUAUGGUUUUUAUGUAUUUCAAAUUCUUAUAUUUAUGUAUUUAUGUAACAUUAACGUCUUGCCAGAUUAUAUAGAAACAUUCUUCAAGCUCAAUAGUGAUUUUCAUCAUCCUAAGCAAAGACUCUGUUUUAAAAUCACAGUUUUAUUUGAAGGGCCUCAACCUCUCGAUUUCUGUUUCUGUAGAUAUCAAGCAAUCAGUUUCAUUAAAUAAUUUUUAAAGUCAAAAUCAAGGCAAUUUAUCUUAAACAGUUAUUCAUCAAGUUUGUUUGUAAACAAAUUGUAUUUAGGCAUUAUAGAUACCACCCUCCUUUACGUUGUAGUUGAGUGAUUUUUUUUAUCGUUGUUAUUGAAGUCUGUAUAAUCAUAUGAUCAGCUAAUCACAAGGCGUACCUAAGGGGGGCAGGGGCACGUCCCCUGCCUCAGUUGUGACUCAUCGGGGGGGGGGGGGGCAGCCUGCCCCCCUCCCCCCCCCCCCUUAGGUACGCUAGUGGUUAACUAUACAUGAACAGGUAAAGGGUGUAUUUUUCAAUAAUGUUCUCGGUAAAGCCCCUUUCCAGUUGGUGCGACUGCUUACAACCUUUGGCGAUUCUGUGCAUCAUAAUAUGACCAAAUGAUUGCUAAGGAUCUUACGAGCAAUAAAAGCCCCUUUUAGCAUGUUUAGGGACUGACCUCCGCGCUGCGAACACAGUUGCAGCAACAGUAGUCACAUUGUUUUGAGGGCAAUUGCUUAUUUAAAGUAAUGUAUGUCUCGAGUCGAGGGGCAAUCUUGCCAAUAUAUACCACCUUUAACUUUCAAGUGAAUCGUGUUCGGGUUGACAUUUUUUUCUUCAUACAAAUAUGUCAAACCAUCCCGGUUAUGAUUUUAAAUACAUCAAAGAUUGAGGGUGUGGUUGCAAUAGCUCAUUUACGUGCGCACUUCUAACGUUGUGAAUGAAAUGUCUGACUUCAGCAAUUGACAUCCUCACUGAUAGAAAAGUUGGUGUUUCUCCUUGAAAUCAACUCAUUAUUUUUUUUUCAAUUGGUAAACUUAGCAAUCAGCACUUUCACUUCGUCUUUCUGCAAAUCAUCUUUAUUGACUCAAAAUACAAAUCUCAAUUCUCUCUUUUAUUAUAUCUUCACAGCACAGACUUUCAGAAUGGAUUUGUAAAACAAGACUGAUCAAGGUAGGAUGCAAAUCGGAUUACGUUUCAUUUCUACAUUGGUAACCCUAAUUCCGUCAUGACAAUGGCAAGAGUUUCACUAGGACGAUCAGAAGCCACUGCUGCUGCCAUUACCGCAUUCCUGAUGCUUGGGUUUUUCGCAGUGUACCUCACAUCAACUGGCUAUACAGGUGAAUUUCGUUACGCGGUUGAACCAAGUACCAAUCACUCCCAGUGCUCUUGCAAUCGUGGAAAUGCCGCCAUCCAAGUUCUUGAAGAACACAAGUUGGACAGAACUGCCACCGGCAUCCCCAUUAGAAUUAAAGCACCUGUAGCGGGCAGCCUCAUGUACCUACAGCCCGGAAAAGAGCCUGUCUGUGAGGUUGGCCAAAUUGAUCAUGGAUGCUACUGUAAGAUAGGCUCAAAUGUCUAUCCACCAGAAAGGAAACUUUUAAGCAAAGAUAUUCGGAAGGCGAGAGGAUGCAAGAAACGCAGACCCGAUGUAAUCAUUCCUGGCUCCAUGAAAAGUGGUACAACGGCUCUUAAAGCAUAUUUGGAAAUCCACCCAGCUAUUACAUUUCCAGAUAAAGAAUUAAAAUUUGCAAAUCAUCAUAGGUUAGAAGAAUUUGACCAGUACGCGGAUGUCAUGCCGUUUUCUACCCCCGAUCAGAUUGCUAUGGAGAAAACUGCUGGAUAUUUUAUCAGGAUACCGAUUGCAGAACGACUUCGAAAGGCCAUGCCUGAUACUAAGUUCAUUAUUAUUCUCCGUGAACCAAUAAAACGUGCAGUCUCAAACUACAUGCAUAUGCUAGCGCUUAAUGCUUCGCAUCCAGAAACUAUAACCAUCGAUAAACAUUCUUCUGCGCCAAGAUAUGAAAUCAAAUCUACAUUUCGUGACUCCGUACUUUUUCCAAAUGGAACUCUCAAAACGGCCAACCGCCUCUUAGAUUCAAGUCGAUAUUCCAAAUACUUAAAACAGUGGUACAGUGUCUAUCCUAGAGAGCAAAUCCUUGUCUUGGACGGGGAAGAGUUUACACAGGAUCCCCUACCAGGUCUCCAACGGGUCGAGGAAUUUAUUGGAAUAGAUCGCUACUUUGAUGAUAACAAAUUUUACUUCAACGAGACGAAAGGAUUCAUCUGCCUUCGAGAUCCUUUUGAGAUGUGCAUGACAAGCAACAAAGGACGGCCGCAUGACGAAGUCAGUGAGGACUUGCUGAAAAAGCUAAGGGAUCAUUUCAGACCUUUUAAUAGAAAACUAGCAAAGGUUCUUAAUCGAGAACUCAGCUGGACGAAUUCUUACUAAACUGUAUAGUGAACUAUAUAGCCUGGAAAUGUGAACACUGGUAGGACAUAAGCGUUGCUGACAUUCAGAGAGCUCCGAUGGAAUGUGUCUUAUUUAUUUAAGCCCUUUAUCAUUCAAGCUUGUUGACAUUAUGGCAACAAGCUGAGCGGCUAAAAUGGCAUGUAUUGAUAAUAAGACGAAAACGAUAACAUCUCGAGCAACCCGAAAACUCCGGUGUAGCUGGCCCAGUUACAUGCUCCAUAUAGAUGCCUUGAAUCGGGACACCAUGUAUCCUCAUGCCACAAUGAUGAAAAAUGUCAACUUUGUAAUAACGCCGAGCAUAUGAAGAAUGACUGCCCACAAAACAACCGCGCACUAUAGCUUCACCGCUACGACAACCUACAGCACCUGGAAACCUCAAAGAUAGCGAUUCAACGCAGGCCGUCGAUACAGCGAAUCCAAGCAACAUGACGCGACAAGCUCGUCUCGCGGACUUCAUCAAAAAGCUCGUUCAGCAACCGUCAGAGAGCAGAGAUACAUCCGAAGCCAUCGAUCUCCGAUCGCCGUUGAGGACGCGAUCAGCUUUAUACAGUGCUGGAACCGCGUCGGGCAAUUCGCCUGGAGCAACCAACGUAUUGCUUGCACGUGAUCACAAGCGAAGGCGAGUGGAACAACGCCGAAUCGUAACGACGAGGAACAGCGUGCACGGCAGCAAACAUAUGAAAUACAUGAUGACGAAACAUAUAGCGUCUACUGCCGGAAAACCCAAAGAAUCAAAGACCAAGAAAAGGAAAAUGAAAAAAGUAAAGAGCAAGAAGAAGUGAGUUCAGAUUUGAGAAAGAUAGAUUUGAAGCAUUUGGAUUUUGAUAACUAUACAACUUUAUGACGGAGCCUAUUCACGUUUUUUUUAUUCUGUUUUUAUUAUAACAAAUUAAACUCAAUUACAAAAUUUGCAACUGAUUAUUAAGUGAUUGCAAAUCACACUUUGUAACGUUAAACGUACGAGGAAUAUGUGACACACUUAAAAGAAAAAAAUAAUUUUUAUGAUUGAAACGUCAAAACUGUGACCAUUACAAGAAACUUAUUUUGUCAAUAGAUCUGGAAAAUUUUAUUUCAAACGAAUAGAAAGGUUUAGGAAUAUAUGACCAUGGAAAGAAACACUCAAAAGGUGUAGCUAUUUUAAUCAGAAACGAUCUUGACAUUAAUAUUAUUAAUAUGAUAUUCCAAAGGUGAUGUUUUUAUUAUAACAAAUUAAAGUCAAUUACAAAAUUUGCAAAUGAUUAUUAAGUGAUUGCAAAUCACACUUUGUAACGUUAAACGUACGAGGAAUAUGUGACACACUUAAAAGAAAAAAAAUCAUUUUUAUGAUUGAAACGUCAAAAUUGUGACCAUUACAAGAAACCUUUUUGUCAAUAGAUCUGGAAAAUUUUAUUUCAAACGAAUAGAAAGGUUUAGGAAUAUAUGACCAUGGAAAGAAACACUCAGAAGGUGUAGCUAUUUUAAUCAGAAUCGAUCUUGACAUUAAUAUUAUUAAUAUGAUAUUCCAAAGGUGAUGUUUUUAUUAUAACAAAUUAAAGUCAAUUACAAAAUUUGCAAAUGAUUAUUAAGUGAUUGCAAAUCACACUUUGUAACGUUAAACGUACGAGGAAUAUGUGACACACUUAAAAGAUAAAAAUAAUUUUUAUGAUUGAAACGUCAAAAUUGUGACCAUUACAAGAAACUUUUUUUGUCAAUAGAUCUGGAAAAUUUUAUUUCAAACGAAUAGAAAGGUUUAGGAAUAUAUGACCAUGGAAAGAAACACUCAGAAGGUGUAGCUAUUUUAAUCAGAAACGAUCUUGACAUUAAUAUUAUUAAUAUGAUAUUCCAAAGGUGAUGUUUUUAUUAUAACAAAUUAAAGUCAAUUACAAAAUUUGCAAAUGA